AUGCAACAUGCUCGGCACGUCCAUCAUGCCAGUAAGGCCCACCACACUCGAUCCCAUCAGCAUCACCGACGGCAUGGCCAUCGCAUGCAUCACCAUCUGCAUCACCGGCAUCAACAUAUGCAUGGCGGUCACUAUUACCAUGGCGGGGAUGGUGGCGGCGGCAUCGGCCACACUGUGUUCGCUGAAGAGGAAGAGCAUCAUAUUGGGAAGUAUGAAGAGAUCACAGGGAUUGCCAUUGCCGGUGAAGGGCUUGACAGCGUGUUGGGGAGUUUUGCGACAUAUGCUCGUCUCAAGGGCCGUUAUGAUGAUGACUGGAUCGAUCGACUGAACCACCUCUACACUACCAUCAUACUCAUCAUCUUUACAAUCGUUGUUAGUACUAAACAGUACGUUGGGGAGCCUAUACACUGCUGGUGUCCGGCCCAAUUUGAGGAGAGCCACGUUGACUACACCAAUAAUGUGUGCUGGGUUUCCAACACCCACUAUGUCCCAUUCGACGCCCAUGUACCUAGGGCUCCUGAACGACCCCUGAACGCUGAAGUAGAGUACUACCAAUGGGUACCUAUGAUUCUAUUGUUUCAGGCGCUUCUUUUCAAGGUACCUUGCAUCCUAUGGCGCAUCUUGACAGCCUCUGCCGGUGUCAACCUGGACAAGAUCGUCACGCUUGCUGCAGAAACAGCUUACGUGGCCCCCGACGACAGAGAUCGAACAAUAAAGCACAUUGUUCGCUACAUGGACAGAUGGAUAGAGAACGCACGAGAGUACCGCUCCGGUUGCUUUAUCCGGUUACGCCAACAGGUAUCCAAAUACUGCUGUAUCGUAUGGGGGAAACGGUACGGCAACUACCUCGUAACUCUGUAUAUGUUUAUCAAGCUACUGUACCUAUCAAAUGCUAUAGGGCAGCUCUUUAUACUAAACGAAUUCCUUGGCACAAAAUUUAAUGUUUAUGGGUUUGAGAUUAUGGAUCAUUUAGCCCGGCGAGAAAGCUGGUCUGAGAGUCCUAGGUUCCCAAGAAUUACCCACUGCUUCUUUAAGAUCCGUCAGAUGACAAAUGUGCAUGAUUACACUGUCCAAUGCGUUUUGCCCAUCAAUCUAUUUAACGAAAAGAUUUUCAUCUUCAUCUGGUUUUGGCUGGUCUUCGUCGCCGCCCUCAGCAGUUUCAACUUUCUCAUCUGGAUUUACACAAUGAUCUUUAGGCAGCAUCGCCUUCGCUACCUCAAGAAAUUCCUUCGAAUCAACGACUGUUAUAAGUCUGAGCUUGACAAGAAAAUGGCGGUUAAGUUCUGUGAGCAGUACCUGCGACAAGAUGGAAUCUUUGUACUUCGGCUAGUUGGUAAAAAUGCUAAUGAUGUACUUGUGUCCGAGCUUAUCCUUCAGUUAUGGAAUCAUUACAGAAACAAACCACUUUUUAGGCACGCCAACCAAAUCAGUGAUGACAACAGCAAUGUCUGA
Candidula unifasciata is the source of this 1452-nucleotide messenger RNA. The record is from the annotation of a GenBank genome assembly. NCBI's taxonomy places the organism in Eukaryota, Metazoa, Mollusca, Gastropoda, Stylommatophora, Geomitridae.